Molecule: messenger RNA, 7492 nt
Organism: Drosophila serrata
Lineage: Eukaryota; Metazoa; Arthropoda; Insecta; Diptera; Drosophilidae
Gene: Dscam4
Product: Down syndrome cell adhesion molecule 4
Biological process (GO): cell-cell adhesion
Molecular function (GO): protein binding
Source: RefSeq, a predicted model, not a curated record
UGUCGCAAGUGCAACUCGCAUCGUUGCAACAGCAACAUCAGAGAGGCGGCAAACGUGCGUGUGCCGUGUAAAUAACACGAAUAUAUAUAACAUAACCCUAUUAUAUACAGUGCCCGCCAUCAGUGUAUGCGUGUCGGAGAGUGCAACGUGAGCCAAGCCGGCCGCCAAGACGAAAAAGGAAAAAAGAAGAAAAAAUACCGCCGGAAAAGUCGCGCCUGAUAAUAAUGUUGUGUGUCUAAUGAAAGGCAAGGCAACGACGUGGAGCAUUAAAAUCCCAGGCCGCAUAAAUCUCUGGCAUCGCAUUCGAAAUUCUAAUUUCCGUGGCGCGUAAUACGGAAAAUAAACAAACAGAACAAGAGUAAAAACAAAAGCACCAAAAAGCAAAAUAACAACAAAGUUGAGCCCGAAACCAUUAACAUUUUGCAGCUUCAAUCACGGCAGCAGUGAGUGUGCCAGGAAGAAAUUAAAUAACUGAAACAAACAGGAUAGCAGAACAUCAGGAUAACGGGGGCAGAGGCAAAGGAAAAAGCAAACAAAAACGCUAAACAAAAGCAAAAAAUAAAGAGGAAAAACGACGGCAGUAAUAACAAACAAAUCAAGCGAAAUUCGGCAUUUAAAAUCCAGACAUAAAAAAUGUAAUGGAAAGCAUUAGUGCUCAUAAAAAAUGGAUUUACACAGCCUUUUUAAGGCCAUCCUGAUCCUGUAUGUCAUACGAGCCGAGACCAGCCAGAUUGUGAAUGGACUGGAUCUGCAGGGACCGAUAUUCCUACACGAGCCACCGCAUCGCGUCGAGUUUUCCAACAAUUCGGGUGGACUUAUAGAAUGCUCGGGCACCGGCAGUCCGCCGCCGGAGGUGGAAUGGACACCCAUACCGCCGCAGCAGGACAUGGUGUUCCAGCUCUCCAAUGGCAGCAUGAUGUUCUAUCCCUUUACCGCCGAGAAGUACCGCCACGAGGUGCAUGCCACCGUCUACAGAUGCAAAAUUCGCAAUUUGGUGGGCACUGUGCUCAGUCGCGAGGUUCACGUGCGCGGCGUCGUCAACCAGAAGUACACGGUGCAGGUGCACGACGAAUACGUGAUGACGGGCAACACGGCGGUGCUGAAGUGUCAGGUGCCCAGCUAUAUGUCGGAAUUCGUGAUGGUUACCGCCUGGGUGCAGGACACCGGUAUGCAUCUAUAUCCAAACACGGACAUCGGUGGCAAGUACACGGUGCUAUCGAAUGGCGAAUUGUACAUAAAUAAUGCGGGGCCCAAUGAUGCGUACAAAAGCUACACAUGCCGCACUGUAAAUAGACUGACAGGUGAAAUACAAAUUUCCACAUAUCCCGGCCGCAUUAUUGUAACGGAGCCCAAGGGCAUGGUACAGCCGCGCAUCAACGUGGAGAAGCAUUCGAUGCGGCAUGUUGUCCUUAAUGGCCAAACAACGUUGCCGUGCAUAGCUCAAGGACAUCCGGUGCCGACAUAUCGGUGGUUCAAGGAGGAGAACGAACAGCUGCUGCCAUUGCAACUCAGCGAACGCAUCACCAUCGUAUCCGCAGGACUCCUUAAAAUCACCAAGGCACGUCUCGAGGAUAGUGGAAAAUAUUUGUGCUGGGUGAACAAUACGGCGGGCGAGGAGACCAUCCAAGUGUCGCUAACGGUGACAGCUCCUCUGACGGCACACCUGCAGCCACAGGUGCAGACGGUCGAUGUGGAUAAGGAUGCGCAAUUUCAAUGCAUUGUCUCGGGACAUCCGGUCCACGAUGUCAACUGGCUGCACGAUGGCAAGCCCAUCCUGCGGGACAAUCGUGUCGAGAUCCUCACCGAUCCCCCUCGACUGAUCAUUAAGAAAGUGCAGAAGGAGGAUCCUGGCAUGUACCAAUGCUUCGUCUCCAAUGAAUGGGAACAGAUUGAAUCCACCGCCGAGCUGCAGUUGGGCGAUGCCUCGCCGGAACUGCUUUAUUGGUUCUCCGAGCAAACGUUGCAGCCGGGACCGACGGUGUCAUUGAAGUGCGUCGCAACCGGAAAUCCACUGCCUCAAUUUACAUGGUCUCUGGACGGAUUUCCGAUCCCAGACAGCUCACGGUUUUUAGUGGGUCAAUAUGUUACCAUCCACGACGAUGUCAUCAGCCACGUGAAUAUAUCAAACGUCAAGGAGGAGGACGGCGGGGAAUAUACCUGCACGGCGCAGAAUGCAAUUGGCAAAGUCUCUCACAGCGCCAAAGUGAACAUCUAUGGGUUGCCUUACAUACGCGAAAUGCCAAAAAUAACCGGGAUCUCUGGCUCCGAUUUGAUUGUUAAAUGUCCCGUGGCUGGUUACCCCAUCGAUAAAAUCCACUGGGAACGCGAUGGCCAAACGCUACCCAUAAAUCGCCGGCAGCGUGCCUACAACAAUGGCACCUUAAUUAUCGAGCAAUUGCAGCGCCUGGAGGAUGCGGGCACGUACACGUGCAUGGCCCAGAACAAACAGAAGCAGACAUCGCGACGGAAUGUGGAAAUACAAGUUCUGGUGCCACCGAAAAUCAUGCCCAUCCAGGCCAUGACGAACAUGCUCCGGGAGGGGAUGCGAGCGGCCAUAUCCUGCCAGAUCCUGGAGGGUGACCUGCCCGUGAGUUUCCGCUGGGAGCGUAACGGAAAGCCGCUGAUAGGAACUGGCAAUGAGGUCUUCCGUCGACUGGAUGAGUACUCUGCCAGCUUGGUCAUCGAACACAUAUCCUCCGAUCAUUCUGGAAACUACACCUGCAUUGCCAGCAAUGUGGCAGGAACAGAGAGAUUCACUGUACCGCUAACCGUCAAUGUGCCGCCGAAAUGGGUCCUGGAGCCAAAGGACUCGAGUGCCCAGGCAGGAUCGGAUGUCCUGCUGCAUUGUCAGUCAUCGGGUUAUCCCAAGCCCACGAUGACGUGGAAGAAGGCCAUUGGACCUACGCCUGGAGAGUACAAGGACUUUCUGUAUGAGCCCACAGUGCAGCUUUUCCCCAAUGGCACCAUUUUCUUUAAGAAAAUCAGCAAGGAGUCGCAGGGUCACUUCCUGUGCGAGGCCAAGAACACCAUAGGAUCUGGUGUUAGCAAGGUUAUCUUUCUGAAAGUUAAUGUGCCCGCCCAUUUUCAGACCAAGACGAAACAAAUAUCGGUGGCCAAGGGCAAACAGGUCCAUGUGCAGUGCAACGUGCAGGGCGACAAUCCCAUCGACUUCAAAUGGAAAAUUCAGGCAACGCAACAGUAUCUUGACGAGUCACUGGAUUCCCGCUACACCAUCCGAGAUCAAGUGCUCGACGACGGCAUGGUCUCCGAAUUGGGCAUCUCGCACACAUAUCGCCAGGACACGGGCAUUUAUAUCUGUCAGGCGAGCAACGCAUUUGGACAGGACGAGAUGUCCAUCCAGCUCAUUGUGCAGGAGGUCCCGGAGCAGCCAAAGAAUCUAAGGAUCAACUCGCAACAGUCGCGCAGUUUGCAACUCACCUGGAGUCAGCCCUUUGCCGGUAACAGUCCCAUUGAAGAGUAUCACAUCUACUACAAGCAGAUAUCAGACAUUUGGCAAAACUCUGAGCACCUGACCAUUGCCGGUUCUGUGACCGUGGUAAACAUUCAGCAGUUACGACCGGCCAAGGCCUAUCACAUUCGCAUGUCUGCUGAGAAUAAGCUGGGAGCCUCCGAAUUCUCCGAGGUAGUCCAGGUGACCACUCUGGAGGAGGUGCCCUCGGGUCCUCCAUUGGCUGUGCGAGCCGAACCCAAGAGCUCCACCGAGAUCUUUGUCACCUGGGAUGCUCCGGAGCGAGAUCACUGGAAUGGCAUCCUACUCGGCUACUAUGUGGGCUACCAGAUGUCACUCACGCCCGAGGACAAGGAGGUGAAUCCCACCCAGGGUUUCAGCUUUAAGACUGUGGAGGUGCGCUCCCACUUUGGCGGGGAGACGGUGCUGGCCAACCUCAACAAGUACACCCAAUACCAUGUGAUUGUCCAGGCCUAUACCAGUCAGGGCAGUGGACCGCCCAGCAAGGAGAUUGCCGUGCAAACAAUGGAGGAUGUUCCCUCCGCACCACCAGAGUCGCCGCAGUGCGAUGUCCUCGGCUCCACAUCGAUUUAUAUCACCUGGUCGCCGCCGGACAUUGACGGCCAAAACGGCAAAAUCAAGGGCUACAAAGUGUUUUACAUAUCGGUCGACGAGCUCUACGAAACCGAUCCGGAGGUUGUCAAGUCAACAAAUCAAUACGUCACCAUCGAGAAUCUGCGCAAGUACACCAACUACACGGUCUGGGUUUUGGCUUACACCAAAGUAGGCGAUGGCAUGAAAACCAAACCGUUUUAUUGCCGCACCCACGAGGAUGUGCCCUCCGCUCCGCAGGCCAUCAAGGCGAUACCCGCGUCAAGCACAAAAAUCAUAAUAUCCUGGCUGCCCCCCGACCUGCCCAACGGUGACAUUACCGGCUACACCUUCUACAUGUCCAUGCUGGAGGGUGGACGCGAGGAGGGCACUCACAAGCGCCUGCUUGGACCCUAUGUGGAGAUGCAUGAGACUGUCCGUACUCAGGAAUCAGCCACAUAUCAGUUUUGGCUAACUGCCUCCACCAAGAUGGGCGAGGGAGAGAAAACCGCAGUGGUAACAGUGCCGCCAAAUAACAAGGUACCAGCAAGGAUCGUAUCCUUCAGCCAGCGAAUAGUUACCCCCUGGAAGGAGCAUUUGGAGCUGCCCUGCCGGAAGGUGGGCUCUCCUGCGCCAGUGACAAUUUGGCGACAGGAUGGACACAACAUGGAGACGAGUGCUCGAAAGACUAUAGCCAAGAAUGGAACAUUGUACAUGAAGGAGUGCCAGGCGAGCGAUGCCGGCAACUACACCUGCAGCGUGGAGAAUACCUGGGGCAAGGAUGAGAUCGUGUACAAUAUAGUGGUGAAGGUGCCACCAGAGGCACCCAAUCUCACCGUGGUCAAUACCUACACGGAUAGCCUGCUUUUGGAGUGGCUGGACAAUAGCCACGGCGGUAGUCCUAUCCUUGGUUAUGUCAUAAACUACAAGAGGGAUAAUGGUGACUGGGAGGAGUUGCAGGUGGAUGCCAAGACCACCUCGCACCUGCUGAACAAUCUGUGGUGUGGCACUCGCUAUCAGCUUUAUAUAACGGCCUAUAAUAAGAUAGGAACGGGUCUGCCCUGCGAUAUAGUCAACUCCUACACGAAGGGUAAUCCUCCGGUGCAACCCAAGCACUCGCAAAUGAUCACCAACAACUCGACGAGUGUCACCUGCUGGUUGGAUUCCUGGGGAGAUGGCGGCUGUGGCAUCCUCUACUUCAUGAUUGAGUCAAGGGUGUAUGCAAGGUCCUCCUGGACAGUGGUUUCCAACCACAUAGCACCCACGGAGAGGAUCUAUACGGUCAGUGAUCUGACGCCGGGCACCAAGUACCAACUCAAGGUGACGGCCCAUAACAAUGCGGGUUCCACAACGGCUAUUUACAACUUUACUACGCUGUCUACUCAAGGAGUUAUGUACAACAACGACCACUCCACGCCUGUCUCCCACCUGAGUGACCUGCCCUUCUAUGCCAACUUUAAACUGCUGCUGCCCAUCUGCGUUUCCCUUCUGAUGCUGCUGGCCCUCAUAGGAGCCGCUCUUUUUCUACGCAAAAGAAAACUGAGUAACCAAGCCCGGCUGGCCGGCUCCUCGAUGUCGGAGUCCCCAUCGCUGGCCAAUCUGCAGAACAAGCAAAACAGGGACCAACAAUAUCUGGCCGUGCGCUGUAAUCCUGGAACCUCUGCUCCGCGGGGCUCCAACUCCAAUGACUCGGGGAGCUUUGGCAAGGCGGAGGGUAACGAGUACAUCGAGGACAUCUGUCCCUAUGCCACCUUUCAACUGAAUAAGCAGACCUACAGCGAGAGCUCCUACAGUGGCAAUGUGUACAGUGGACCCUAUCAUUCGGUGCGCGGAUCCUUUGUCUACCACGAUGUCAAGCCGGAGAGCUAUCAUUCCAAGGAGCCGGAGUACACCAAGGUGCGGCGAAAAGUGGGCCGCCUCAGAGAUCCACACUCGGAGAGCCAAGAAUAUGACACACUCGGCUCCGAGUCCGACAAUGAUGUGUCUGCACGCGCUCUAAACUCGGCCAAGUAUCGCGCCCAACGUGAUACCCAAGAUGAGACCUCGUCCUCUUCCGAGACCACACCCACUAGCAUGACCCGGAAAUCGAAGCCACCGUUCGCUGCCCGGAAGGCUGGUAAGCCCGGAACGAGCGGCAAGCGACAUGUCCGCAGUUCCAGUGGCUACUCCAGCCACAAUGAAGAAACUACUUUUAGCAUAUCCAACUAUCCACCAAACUAUCAGGACCACAUAAAUCCACCAGCUCGUUUUUCGGAUGCCAACGACAAGACGAAGACCCAGACAUCGCCACGAAUGCGUGCCAACCAGAAGCUGCAGCGGGAGGCUUUCCAGAUAAAUGUCUAAGACCGGAGCCCGAUCCGCACCCAGGGGGGAGUUAAUUUUAAAGCCUAAUCUUAACUGAAUGUACUAUAUAAGCGCGAAAAGAUACUGUACAAUUUGUUGUAAGUCCACCCAGUAAUACGGAAAUCGAAUCAAGACUUGGACAGACUUUUGACAGAAGGAGCCUCACUUCCAAAACUAAACCAAAGAUCCUAUAAAGAAUAAGAUGCGGAAGUCAAAAACAUUUAGCAUUUUAUUCUUUAUGUUAUCUUUGGUUUAUCGUAAAAAAAACAAUACCUAGAAAGGAUAACUCAACUAUUUACAAAGGAAGAAAAGCGUUCAAGAAAGAACAUCGGUAGGAACAGAUUUUCCUGGGGGAUGGAUUUUGAUUUUCAACUUAAGAAUCGAAUGGCAAACAGCACGAGAAAUAAACCAUAAGACUUAUUUACACACUGAUUAUGCUUAGUUGAACUUCAAGAGCAGCGUAAGUGUAAUGAAUAUAAAGACGAGUCGACCGACGGAUAUAAAUAAAUUAAUGUUAUAAAUCCUAAAUUAAGCAUUUAAUGUAUAAUAAACUGAACUGCGGCAGGCCGCAGAUGAUGAUGAUGAUGAUGCUCUGCCGGCCAAAAUCGAGGAAAUCUAAGAAAAUCUCAAGGCAGGGCACAGAUGAAAUUAUAUAGUACUAUAUAUUACAUAUAUGCGCAUAACAAUACUAAACAAAACAAUGGGCCUUCGUGCUGAUUAUUUGCAUUUUGUAGUGGAAUUAUGAACAUUAUUUCGUUGAACUAAACCAAACAUUGUUUGUUUCCAUUGAACCCAUUUUUGCAUCAGUUUGUAAGUGUUUUGCGACAAGAAGAAUACUUGACAACUGUUAGCUAGUUACUUAAAUGAAUUAAAUUAAUUUACACGGGAAUACAAUAAUAUAUAAAAAACAAGAAUGCAUUCAGAUAGUUUAUGAAACUGUUGUACAUAGCUAAGCGUCAUACAAUUACUUCUACAAAUCGAAAAUAAUAUACAAUACCGGAAGCUAAGAGCGAGGAAAAAAUCGAUUUGAGCAUGAAUAAUAAAGAUUCCGAUAGAUCAUUGUUAAUUUUUUAAUAUAAAAGCCGCCAU